Molecule: messenger RNA, 1911 nt
Organism: Chaetomium fimeti
Lineage: Eukaryota; Fungi; Ascomycota; Sordariomycetes; Sordariales; Chaetomiaceae
Exons: 4
Coding region: 1-1911 (636 amino acids)
Biological process (GO): regulation of transcription by RNA polymerase II
Cellular component (GO): nucleus
Molecular function (GO): RNA polymerase II cis-regulatory region sequence-specific DNA binding; DNA-binding transcription factor activity, RNA polymerase II-specific
Source: RefSeq, a predicted model, not a curated record
AUGGACGGCCAUUUCGACUCCAACGACCGCUUUUCUGGAACUGGGGACGACUUCCACCGACAUCACUCCCACUGCAGCGCCAACCACUUCGACUUCGAUUUCUCCGUGAUGCACCCCCAACAGACACCAAGCGAGGAUGCUCGUCUCUCUGCCGCCGCCGGUGGCGCCUAUGAGUCUCACGACGACCUCUGCGUCGACCGUUGCAUGGGUGUGGGCCUCUACAAUGGCUUCCAGCAGUUUAAUCACCGAGGUGGCCAGCCCUCCCUCCAGAACCGUUGGCCGCGUGACACCCAGGACUUCCCCAUGGGCCUCAACGACCUAUCUAUGCAGUUUCGUACCGCUACCGACAUGGCGCCGCCUUCCGCGAAUCUCUAUCAGCAGUCGUGGUACACCCACCAGCUAGAUCCAUGUGUCCCGUGCGCCGACGAGGACUGCCACUCCAUGGCCGACAGCUGUUGCGACAGCGAGUGCACCAUGACCGACAAGUGCACCGACGUUGCCUGUGCCGAUACCGAGGACGCCUGCACCGAUCAGACCUGCCCCGAGCGCUCUGCUGUCCCCGACCCCACGUCCGAAGUCGUCAGCGGUGCAGCCGCCCUGAUCUCCAUCAACCACGCACCAGAGGACUCUCAGCACCACUAUGAUAUGCAACAUCAAGUCAUGGGUGAUAUGGGUUUCGAUCUGUCCAGUCCGCCUCAGCAGCCUUACUUGUUGCCUCCCGACUUCCUGCCUGGGCAGUUGGGCAACAUUACUAACCACCUGCUGCUUGCUCACGGCGACACAUCCUCCUCCAACUGCACAAGACCAUGCCCUUUGGAAGAUCCUGAAAUCUACCAGUACUGCCACAUGCCUCUCCCUACCAACCCCGCUACCUUCGGCCAGUUCAACCCUAUUGGAUCAGCCUUCCAGAUGAACCAAGGCUUCGUUGAGUGCGGAGCUGAGAUCCACGACGCCGCGUCGUUUCUCACGCACUUCAAUGCGCAGCAUAGGCCGUACUUUACCACCAGUAUGCCCAACCUCCUACGUGCUUCGGCCGAGGCGCAACAUAACGGACACGUUCUGACCUCGACCGAAGUCAUGUCCCCCCCAGCCACACCUCUAGAUACGUCCGAUUCCGGCCGGUCGUCAGCGACACCAUCUCCCCUCACUCCGCUAUCCAAUAGCGUCGAGAUGACAGAUGCCAAACCUGAGAGCUCACUUCAUCUCCGCAAUGCGUCCAUAUCCUCGUCCGCAGAACGAUCUCUUGAUCUGGCCGCUGAAGAAGAACACAGGUGUCUCUGGCGUGAGGAAGGUAGUUCAAGUAUUUGCGGGCAGCUAUUUGAUGAUUCUGAGGAGUUGUUCAAGCACGCUUCAGAAACUCACAUCAAGCAUGCUCAAAAAGGGGUUCAGGGCUUCCGUUGCGGCUGGGACGACUGUCCACGCAGCGAGGUCGGCGCCACAGGGUUUCCCCAGAGGAGCAAAAUUGAGAGACAUAUGCAGACUCAUAUUGGCCACAAACCCCAUAUUUGUCCCACGUGCAACAAGGGCUUCUCGGCGAAACAAGCUCUCACGCAGCACAUGUUUAUCCACAGCAACGAGAAGCCGCUCGUGUGCAACAUCUGCCACAAGGCUUUCAGAUACCCCAGCGCUCUCACCAUGCACCAACGCGUCCAUUCCGGCCUCAAACCCCUGAAAUGCCCCGUCUGCGGCAAGGGCUUCAGCGAAUCCUCCAACCUGUCCAAGCACAAGCGCACCCACGAGGUCAAGGGCCGCUUCACCUGCACCGUCCCGGGCUGCGACCGCAACUUCCACCGCCAGGACCAGCUCCGCCGCCACAUGAAGACCCACCAAAAGGACGGCGACGGCAGGCCCAUGUCGAGUUCCGCCGCCAGCGUGGACGGCGGCAUGUUCGAACAGUCGCCGCAGAGCUGA